Coffea arabica (coffee) is the source of this 3343-nucleotide messenger RNA. RefSeq names its product protein DEFECTIVE IN EXINE FORMATION 1-like. The record is from RefSeq and is a predicted model, not a curated record. Gene Ontology annotation, molecular function: protein binding. NCBI's taxonomy places the organism in Eukaryota, Viridiplantae, Streptophyta, Magnoliopsida, Gentianales, Rubiaceae.
GAAGCUCUGAGUGAAAAGUGACCGGAGAAGAAGCCAGUCAACGUUGGACUCGUGUAAUGUAAGUCCAAAUCGGCAUCGCUCUAUCUUGCCUGACACUCCGCCCGAUCGCACUGCCCCCGAAUUAUUGAAGCCACUUAUUUAAAAAUCAAGCGAUUGAUCGCUUUAGGUUUCGACCACAUCGUUUAUGGUUUUGAUGCUUGGUAACAUAUAUCUUUGUUUCUUUUCUUGGAGAUUGAAGGCCGUGUUAUAAGUCAAUGUAUCUGUGAAUUGUUUUAAAAUCGAAGAGUUUCAACUUAACGAAGCGAUUCUGACAUGAAGAUUAGGGUUUUAUUAUUUUUAUGUUACCUUGUGCUCUUUAAUUGCUAUUUUGCUGGUCUGCGAUCGGAAGAAACAAAGAAGAACAAGUUUCGAGAGCGAGAGGCUACUGACGAUGCCGUUGCUUAUCCCAAUUUGGAUGAGAGUGAGCUGUUGAAUACGCAGUGCCCUCAGCAUUUGGAGCUAAGAUGGCAAACGGAAGUCAGCUCCAGUAUAUAUGCCACACCAUUGAUUGCUGAUAUCAACAGUGAUGGAAAGCUUGAUGUUGUUGUUCCUUCAUUUGUUCACUUCUUAGAAGUCCUAGAAGGUUCUGAUGGAGAUAAAAUGCCAGGAUGGCCUGCUUUCCACCAGUCAACUGUUCAUUCCAGUCCUUUUUUAUAUGAUAUUGAUAAGGAUGGUGUGAGAGAAAUAGGGUUGGCCACCUACAAUGGUGAGGUGCUCUUUUUCAGGGUUUCUGGCUACAUGAUGUCAGACAAGCUAGAGAUUCCUAGAUUGAAAGUUAAAAAGGAUUGGUAUGUGGGUUUGCAUGAAGACCCAGUGGACCGUUCUCAUCCAAAUGUUCAUGAUGACCUAUUGAUCCAGGAGGCGCUUAUGGAAUCAAUAACUCAGCAUAAUGGAAGUUCAGUCAGGGCAAACACUUCAAACCCUACUACAUCAGAAGCUCACAUUGAAGAAUUAAACUCUACAAAAUCUACAGUCGCAGAAGUUCAACUUGAUAAAAUAAACUUAUCUGAUACACCAAAUCAAAAGCAAAGCAAUGAUAGCCAAACAGAUCCACAUGUUCAAAUGCUAAAUAAUUCGAUUGAGACUUCAUUGGGUUCUGGAUUCAAGAAAGUUAGCGACGGUGAAAAUGCUUCAAAGACUAGCAGAAGGCUACUGGAAGAUAAUGUCUCAAAAGGCUCCGGGGAGAGUGUCUCUGGAUCUGAAGCAAAAACCAAUGAGGGAGUCCACGAGGCUACAGUGGAAAAUAAUGGAGGUUUGGAGGCAGAAGCCGAUUCAUCAUUUGAAUUGUUCCGAGAUAGCGAUGAGCUGGCUGAUGAAUAUAAUUAUGAUUAUGAUGAUUAUGUUGAUGGAAAUCUGUGGGGAGAAGAGGAGUGGACUGAAGCUCAGCAUGAAAUGUUAGAAAAUUAUGUGCAUAUUGAUGCACAUGUUUUGUGCACUCCUGUUAUUGCAGAUAUUGAUAAUGAUGGGACCUCAGAGAUGGUUGUUGCAGUUUCCUACUUCUUUGACCGUGAGUAUUAUGACAACCCAGAGCAUUCAAAGGACCUUGGUGGCAUUGACAUUGGUAAAUAUGUUGCUGGUGGUAUUGUUGUUUUCAAUCUAGACACAAAGCAGGUCAAAUGGAGUACACAACUGGACCUAAGUACAGAGAAUGGAAAGUUUCGUGCCUAUAUAUAUUCUUCUCCAACUGUAGUUGAUUUGGAUGGUGAUGGGAAUUUGGACAUUCUUGUUGGAACUUCUUAUGGAUUGUUGUAUGUAUUUGAUCACAAGGGCGAAAUGAGGGUGAAGUUUCCUGUGGAAAUGGCUGAAAUACAAGGAGCAGUCAUUGCUGCUGAUAUUAAUGAUGAUGGAAAGAUUGAAAUUGUUACUACUGAUACACAUGGGAAUGUGGCUGCAUGGACUACUCAGGGAAAAGAAAUAUGGGAACAACAUCUUAAGAGCCUUGUUCCACAGGGAGCGAGUGUGGGUGAUGUGGAUGGGGAUGGCCAUACAGAUGUUGUUGUUCCGACGUUAUCUGGGAAUAUAUAUGUGCUGAGUGGCAAGGAUGGAUCUUUUGUAAGGCCAUAUCCAUAUAGAACUCAUGGUAGAGUGAUGAAUCAGGUACUUCUGGUUGACUUGAGCAAAAGAGGGGAAAAGAAGAAGGGGCUUACUAUUGUUACAACUUCAUUUGAUGGAUAUAUGUAUCUUAUUGAUGGACCGACAUCAUGUGCGGAUGUGGUGGAUAUUGGUGAAACUUCAUAUAGCAUGGUCUUGGCUGAUAAUGUGGAUGGUGGAGAUGAUUUGGAUCUUAUAGUCACAACAAUGAAUGGAAAUGUCUUCUGCUUCUCAACUCCUGCUCCCCAUCAUCCUCUCAAGGCUUGGAGAUCACAUAAUCAGGGGAGGAACAAUGUUGCAUACCGUCCCAAUCGCGAGGGAAUCCACGUUACUCCAUCAUCGAGGGCUUUCCGAGAUGAAGAAGGUAAGAGUUUCUGGGUCGAGAUGGAGAUUGUGGAUGGGUACAGGAUUCCAUCUGGAUAUCAAGGUCCUUACAAUGUUACGGUAAGCUUGUUGGUUCCUGGUAAUUACCAAGGGGAAAGGACGAUUAAGCAAAACCAUGUCUUUGAUCGUGCUGGAGUUCAUAGGAUAAAGCUUCCAACUGUAGGGGUGAGGACCUCUGGGAUGGUUGUGGUGGAAAUGGUUGACAAGAAUGGGCUCUAUUUUUCUGAUGACUUCGCCCUGACAUUCCAUAUGCACUAUUACAAGUUGUUGAAAUGGCUUCUAGUCCUUCCAAUGCUUGGGAUGUUUGGUGUCAUUGUCAUUCUCCGUCCACAGGAGGGAAUGCCACUGCCAUCAUUUUCACGGAACACCGACUUGUGAUGUUAAGCUACUUUUGAUAGUGGAUGAUAGACAAUUUUGCUAAUACAGCCGGACACAAGACUCUUGAAAUGUGAUAUUUAUCCAAAGUUCGCCACAGAUGUAAUAUCAUGGAGCCGAGACCAUAUUAGUAUGUUAGGGAGGUCACCUGAAUCAAGCCUGAAAUACAUCUCACUGUAGAAAAGCAGGAUAAAGGCUUUGGAGCUUCAUGUCCAAAUGUAACUCCCCUUUUGAUACUUACUUAGGAACAGGAAUUACUGGGAAAUUGAAUGUUCAUUCACAUCAUGUAUGUCUCAGCUUGGACUUCGUGCUUUCCAUUUCUUUGGAUAUACGGAUACCCGCAGACUGGCUGAGACGCGGGCUAGGAUAGUCUCGUUCCCUUACUAAUUGUUGAACUUAGCGGUACAUUUGCAAGAAAUGGCGAAAUGUAAGGCGCGCUGGAUAUUUUCGUUUU